Molecule: messenger RNA, 2758 nt
Organism: Fundulus heteroclitus (mummichog)
Lineage: Eukaryota; Metazoa; Chordata; Actinopteri; Cyprinodontiformes; Fundulidae
Gene: chrna4b
Product: cholinergic receptor, nicotinic, alpha 4b
Exons: 6
Coding region: 346-2259 (637 amino acids)
Biological process (GO): nervous system process; signal transduction; chemical synaptic transmission
Cellular component (GO): postsynaptic membrane; synapse; neuron projection
Molecular function (GO): acetylcholine-gated monoatomic cation-selective channel activity; transmembrane signaling receptor activity
Source: RefSeq, a predicted model, not a curated record
AGGAUGAGCUACACUUGGGUGAAGGACUCGGGACGAAUGAGGAGGGACUUUUAAGAGUUGGAUCAGAGAAGCUACUUUUCCUGAAUGUGGUCCUUUGAUUCUUCUCUAAAUAUUAGAAUUGUAGUGAUGGAUAGACGGAACCUGCAGGAAAACCGGACAUUCAGCUCACACACACUGACAUGACGAUGAUUUCUAUCUGGCUGUUUAAGCUGCUCUGAGAAGAGCUGCUGCUGUAUGACAGAGCUUGUAGGUUUGGUCACUUCCAGGAUGACUGACUGGCAGGACUAAAAUCCAGAAGAAGUUGGGGGAAGUUCACUCACAAGGUUGGAAACUGCUGAAGCCACGAUGGAAAUUCACACGUGCCUGUACUUUGUUUUCAUUGCUAUAACUCCAAGAGUGUGUUCCCAGGUUGGACCUCGUGCCCAUGCUGAAGAGAGGCUCCUCCAGAAUCUGUUUGCGCAUUACAAUAAGCUCUCCCGACCUGUGCAAAACACUUCAGACACAGUGCUGGUCCACUUUGGGCUGUCUAUUGCCCAGCUAAUUGAUGUGGAUGAGAAGAACCAGAUGAUGACAACAAAUGUCUGGGUUAAGCAGGAAUGGAACGACUACAAACUGCGUUGGAACCCAGAGGAAUAUGAAAACGUCACUUCAAUACGUAUACCCUCAGAGAUCAUCUGGAGACCUGAUAUUGUCCUCUACAACAAUGCGGAUGGCGACUUUGCUGUAACUCACCUCACGAAAGCCCACCUGUUCUAUGACGGUCACAUAAAGUGGACACCUCCCGCCAUUUAUAAGUCAUCGUGCAGCAUAGACGUCACGUUUUUUCCUUUCGACCAGCAGAGCUGCAAGAUGAAGUUUGGCUCCUGGACCUACGAUCGCGCCAAGAUCGAUCUGAUCAGCAUGGCCAGUGAUGUGGACCAGAUGGACUACUGGGAGAGCGGCGAGUGGGUCAUUGUUAAUGCAGUGGGCAAGUACAACACCAAAAAAUAUGAGUGUUGUGCAGAGAUCUACGCGGAUAUCACUUACUACUUCAUCAUUCGGAGGCUCCCCUUGUUCUACACCAUUAACCUGAUUAUCCCCUGCUUGCUUAUCUCCUGUUUGACGGUUCUGGUCUUUUAUUUGCCAUCCCAGUGUGGAGAGAAGAUCACCUUGUGUAUUUCAGUUCUUCUGUCCCUUACCGUGUUUCUCCUGCUGAUCACUGAGAUUAUCCCAUCUACGUCACUGGUGAUCCCCCUUAUCGGUGAAUACCUGCUGUUCACCAUGGUCUUUGUCACGCUCUCCAUUAUAAUCACAGUCUUUGUGUUAAAUGUCCAUCACCGUUCGCCAAAAACUCACGGCAUGCCCCAGUGGGUGCGCAGGGUUUUCCUGGACUUGGUGCCUCGAGUGCUCUUCAUGAAACGUCCACCUGGUACAGCAAAGCAGCACUGCAAGAAGCUCAUCGAGAUGAUGCACCGCCCGACCGUGAUUUCCACGACAAACAACUCGCAGGCUUUUUGGAUCGGACUGGACACGGAGCUCAGACAGAUGGCACAGGCGGAUAACGCACCCCCAAAAACUCAAGCUGACAGUCCGAGAAUCCUCGUCUGCUCGCCGUCUCCACCCUCUUCCCCUCAAGAUGACGCGAGAAAAGAUCAUCCAUUGAAUGCCAGCAUUUUCCAUCGAUCCGCCUCUGUCAAAUACUCGGUCCUCACAGAAAAGCAUUCCCUGCGCGGACACAACUCUGCAACCAUGUGCGCUUCUCAGUUAUCUUUGCCUCCAACUUUGAUUCCGGACUCACUUCACAGCUUGUCUGGUGAACAGCCAAGUACUCUGGCAUUAAAUGGCCGCUCUCAAAGUGCAGAGCAAAUGUGCAACCAACACAAGCAGGUUCCUCUGAGACAUGAACAUCUCUGUCGCUCACACAGCAUUCAGUACUGCUGUCUGCACAAUGAUGGUGCAUUGGGGACACCGAGACACGUGAAAGAAAUGGUCUCUAAAGAGCACUUGACCAACACCCCAGCAGCAGUGUCCACCAAAGAAGCAAGCACCCAACAAGAUACUCAGAUUCCAACAAUUUCCCCAGCUAUGCAACGAGCCAUAGAGGGAGUUCAGUACAUCGCAGAUCACCUCAAGGCAGAGGAUGCAGACUUCUCAGUGAAGGAGGACUGGAAGUAUGUGGCAAUGGUCAUUGACAGGAUAUUCCUUUGGAUGUUUGUGCUGGUGUGUAUUCUGGGAUCCGUGGGACUCUUUCUUCCUCCCUGGCUGGCAGGGAUGAUCUAGACGCUAUGGUGUCGAGGAACAUGAGAACUGACAGGAAGACGAGCUGUCACAUUGUAAGAAAGAGGUUUAUCAUUAAUCUUUUCAUUUUCUGUUUAAAGGAACUCCAUGUCACAGUCUUUGCUGCUAUCCUUUGUUAUCAAAAGGUUACCUGCAGAGAAACAAGAUGAAAUAUCUAUCAUUGAUCCUUGAGGGCACAUCAAUUCUUUAUGAGGGCAAAAGGCCAACAACGAAAAUACCCCUCAGUGCCUCUCCUUCUUGACACUCAAACUGUCCCUUUGUGAUAAAAUGUGUGAAAAAUAGAUUUGACUCGUUUUGAAAUGCUGAUACACCAGAAGACUCAAGAACCCGAUUGCUAUUUAUAGGAUCAUCUGAGGUAGGAUACGUGUUUGAGCAUUUCUGCAAUGCCAGUUUUGUUGUAUAUGGGAUGUUUUAAUGUUAACAAUGAGCAGAAGUCAUAAAAUAUUCCUGAGAGAUCCAUAAAGUCAUGCUUCUGUGAAAA